Messenger RNA from Erythranthe guttata (spotted monkey flower), 2389 nucleotides. The record is from RefSeq and is a predicted model, not a curated record. Lineage: Eukaryota; Viridiplantae; Streptophyta; Magnoliopsida; Lamiales; Phrymaceae.
GACUCUCUCUCUCAGCAGUCAUCGACCUUUCUUUCUCCCCACCACCACCAGCGCCUGCACCGACGACCACGACCACCAGUGCCUCCUGAUUCUCCGACGACCACCACCACUAGCGCAUCUCGGCUCUCCGACGAACACCACCACCACCAGCGCCUCCCAAUUCUCCGACGACCACCACCACUUGCGCCUCCCGAUUCUCCAACCACCACCAUCGCCACCAGGCCUCCCGGCUCUCUGAAGACCACCACCACCAGCGCCUCCCGGCUCUCCGACGACCACCACCAACGUAUUUGUCCAGAAACGGUGUCGUUUGAGGUCUUCACAAAUUCCCAGUUUCUUUCUAAAACAAUUCUCCGUUCCAUCCACUAUCGCCGACGUCACUCUCGCCGUCGACGCCGCCAGAGGUCAUGACACAGUCAAGCAGCAGCCAUUGGGUUUUAUGGCAAGUUCAAUAGCUAAAGUGGGCGUUAACUUGGCAUCGGUUCUUCCACUUACCCUCGAACAAACACUAAUCUCACUCAUACGAUCAUGUAAAAACCCUAAUCACCUCCUACAACUCCAACCCCAGAUUAUAACCAGUGCCAUUGAUUACAAGAGCCACAUCACAAGCUCCCAUUUCGUCUCAAAAUGCUGCGAACUGAAGCUAAUAAAUCACGCCCGACAAGUGUUUGAUAGAUUGCCUGAACGGAGCCAUACGUCGCUUUGGAAUGUCAUGUCGAAAGGGUAUCUCCAAAAUCACGCCUACAACGAUGUGAUGGUGUUGUUCGCUGAUAUGAGGAGGGAGAAUGUGAAUCCCAAUUGCUACACACUACCGGUGGUCUUGAAAUCGUGCUGCAAAGCGUUUGCUCUGAGAGAAGGCGAACAAGUGCAUUCUGUCGCAAUCAAGACAGGUUUCAAGUCGAAUACUUACGUUGGUACUAAUUUAAUUGAGUUUUAUUCGGGAGGUGGGCAUGUGACGCGCGCUUACAGGGUUUUCACUGAAAUGGUACUAAGAAACGUGGUUUCUUGGACUGCAAUGAUCAACGGGUAUGUAGCCAACGGCGAUCUGGUUUCGGCAAAGAGGCUUUUCGAUUUGGCACCGGAGCGAGAUGUUGUGUUGUGGAGUAGGAUUGUUUCAGCCCAUGCGGAGGCAGGAGAUAUGGUGGAGGCUAAGAGACUUUUCGACUUAAUGCCGGGAAAAGAUUUGAUGUCUUACAACACGUUGUUGAAUGGAUAUGCGAAUAAUGGAGAUGUGGAGGGCUUCGAGAGAAUAUUCGAGAAUAUGGAGGAGAGGAAUAUUUUCUCGUGGAACGGACUUAUUGGAGGAUAUGCUCACAACGGGCGUUUCGUUGAGGUUCUUGGUGCCUUUAAGAGGAUGAUAAGAGAGAGUGAUGUGCAGCCUAAUGAUGCGACACUCGUUAGUGUGUUGGCUGCUUGUGCAAGAUUAGGUUCCCUUGAUUUCGGUAAAUGGGUUCAUAAAUACGCCGAGAGAUCGGGCUAUAAAGGGAAUGUUUACGUUUGCAACGGUUUAAUGGACAUGUACGCAAAGUGUGGGUUGGUUGAAUGCUCGAUUGAUGUGUUCAAUAGCAUGGAUAAGAAGGAUUUAAUAUCUUGGAAUACGAUAAUUAAUGCCUUAGCAGUGCACGGUCACGGAGCGGAUGCGUUGGAAAUUUUCGGUGAGAUGAAAAGUAGCGGAGAAAAACCAGAUGGGAUCACAUUCAUCGGCAUAUUGUGUGCUUGUUCGCAUAUGGGUUUAGUUAAGGAUGGAUUGGACCAUUUUCACUCGAUGAGGGACGAACACUCGAUCGAACCUCAAAUCGAGCAUUACGGUUGUGUAGUCGACCUCUUGGCUCGAGGUGGGCUGUUGGAGCAAGCUUUGGAGUUCAUUCGUAAGAUGCCUAUGGAAGCAGACGGUGUCGUAUGGACUGCUUUACUUGCUGCUUCACGGGUUCAUAAGAAAAUCGAGUUUGCAGAACUGUCUCUUAAAAAACUCAUCGAAAUCGACCGCGAAAACCCUGCGAAUUAUGUUAUGCUGUCGAAUGUGUACGGCGAAGCACGAAAGUGGGAAGAUUUGGCACGGUUGAAAGUUGCGAUGAGGGACACGGGAUCUAAGAAGGUGCCUGGGCUCAGCUCGAUUCAGACCGACGAUGAGAUUGUUGAGUUCUAUUGUUUUGACGAGAGGCAUUUGAAAACGGAAGAGAUAUAUUGCGCUCUUAGAGGAUUGACAAAGCUGUUGAGAUUAUGUGGAGCAGAUCCAACGGAACUUGAGUCGGGGAGUUAGGUAUGCUGUACAUCUACUGAUUCCAUCAAUUUACCGUUAGUCAGUUUAGGCAGUAACGGGAACACGCUUGAUUCCGUUAGUUUUAACGAAAAAUUGAUGAAAAUGACUCGAAGUGUUGAAUUUUUGAAA